AUGCUAAUGAAAAGACGAACCAUCGCGUGUGCGAUUCUGCUUAUCUACUUCGUCUACUCUGUCGCCGCUGAGGUGCUGCCGAAGGUCGUCAAGCACGACUUGGCCAAUCUCAGUACACAAGAGAUCGAGGAGCAAUUACAGCAUUGUACUAUCAUCGAAAAGCUCACAGCCCACCACACCGCAGCCAAGCCAGCCAAUGCCUCCUUCCUCCAGCAGUCCUUCGCACUACUGUUUCCCUUCUCCAGUCCAGCAUUGAACUCCUUGAUGGGUACGCUGUAUAUCUCUGGUCCUCCUAACUUUCUUUUGGCAUUAUGUCCCACAGACAUCGACCCGUCAAGUCUGAAUGUCAUGGUGGCAUUUGCAGUGGGAGGAUUGUUGGGUGACACCCUUUUCCACCUACUGCCUGAGAUCUUCCUCGGCGAGGUACCAGAGGGCGAAGUGCGGGCUGUAUUAGUGGAGCCAAACAAGAAUCUACUGCUUGGAGUGGCUAUCAUGGUUGGCUUCGUGACGUUCGUGGCUAUGGACAAAGGCCUGAGGAUUGCUACUGGUGGAGAAGGACACUCGCACGAUCAUGGAAGUCAACACAGCAAUGGUAAUGCAAUUGGUGAGAAGGCUAGCACAACAGGCGCAAGCGCACAAGAUGCUAGCAGCCUUCGACAACGGAAGCCAGACGCCAAGCAAGGCACAACAGUAUCCAUGGCACAAGAACCAAAAGACAAGCCUUCAGUCAAACUCUCGGCUUACCUGAACAUUAUUGCGGACUUCACGCACAACAUCACAGACGGUCUAGCGCUCUCCUCAUCAUUCUACGCCUCACCAACAAUAGGUGCCACAACAACGCUCGCGGUCUUCUGCCACGAGAUCCCACAUGAAGUCGGCGACUUUGCACUCCUCAUUCAAGGAGGCAUGAGCAAGAAGACAGCAAUGGGUCUACAGUUCGUGACUGCUCUAGGCGCCGUACUGGGCACCGUUAUCGGCAUCACUGUGCAGGAGCUCGGCGGCAACAGUCUCACCGCUGAAGUGGUAAAGGGCGUGGGCAAUACUGGCAUCUUCGGCACGAGUCUCAGCUGGGGCGAUAUGCUACUACCUUUCACAGCCGGCACGUUCUUGUAUGUCGGCACUGUGGGAGUGAUACCUGAGAUUCUGGAGACGGGACCGAAUAAAUGGAAGGAGCUGAGAAGUAUGGGAUUACAGUUCCUGGCCAUGGCGGCUGGGGCUGGUAUCAUGCUUGGCAUCUCGUGGUCAUAG
This is a messenger RNA of Recurvomyces mirabilis, 1248 nucleotides long. RefSeq lists its product as uncharacterized. Gene Ontology annotation, molecular function: zinc ion transmembrane transporter activity. Bases 1 to 1248 code for a protein of 415 amino acids. Gene Ontology annotation, biological process: zinc ion transmembrane transport; intracellular zinc ion homeostasis. Lineage: Eukaryota; Fungi; Ascomycota; Dothideomycetes; Mycosphaerellales; Teratosphaeriaceae. Gene Ontology annotation, cellular component: membrane. The record is from RefSeq and is a predicted model, not a curated record. The transcript has 3 exons.